Carica papaya (papaya) is the source of this 1032-nucleotide messenger RNA. The record is from RefSeq and is a predicted model, not a curated record. Lineage: Eukaryota; Viridiplantae; Streptophyta; Magnoliopsida; Brassicales; Caricaceae.
AUGGAGGAAGGGCUUAAUAGAACCUUAAUCACUCUGAUUCCCAAGGUGGCGAGACCCAUGAUGAUCAAAGAUUUCCAGCCGAUCAGCCUUUUCAAUGUCUCCUAUAAAAUUAUGACAAAAGUCAUUGCUAAUAAUCUUAAGGAUCUUAUGCCUAAUUCGAUCAGUGAUACUCAAGCAAGUUUUGUUGAGGGUCACAAUAUUGCAGAUAAUAUCAAUAUUGCUCAGGAAAUUAUUCAUUUGAUGAGGCACAAGAAAGGUAAAGUUGGUUGGAUGGCUAUCAAAGUUGAUCUGGAGAAAGCCUAUGAUAGACUCACACCAAGUAACUCUUGUGGAACAAGAUACCUACUGAGGAGUUUGUGCCUUCGAGAUCGUAUGUCUCAGUAUAUAGAUCAGUUAGUCGGUAGUGAGGCUUGGCGUCUUAUCUUGCUAAGCAAGAGAGGCCCUAAGUUGUCCCACUUAUUCUUCGUGGAUGACUUGAUCCUCUUUAGUGAGGCUUUGGAUAGUCAAGGUACCAAGAAUCUUGGCACGUACCUUGGUGUUCCUCUACUUCGUGGUAGGAUUAUCAAGGACACCUACCAGUACAUCUUGGAAAACGUGUGGGAAAAGCUUUUGGGUUGGAGGGCCAAGAGUCUAUCCAUGACAACUGUCAUCCCUAGUUCACUUUGUGAUCAGAUUGAUCGAAUGGUGCGUGAUUUUAUAUGGGAUUCGGGUAGUGGUGAUAAGAAACUAAGUCUGGUUAAGUGGAACGAUACAUGUCAACCUACCACUCAUGAGGGAAAGAGUGUUUUGAGCUUGAGAAAUCUUAAUAAAGCCUUCCUCAUGAAAAGGAAAUUGACUGGUAUAUGGGAGCAUAUUCUGGCGAGUUUGACUUGGCACGUUGGUGAUGGAUCGCGAAGGGUUAAGGAAUUUGUGACUCUGAAUGGGCAGUGGGAUUGGGACCAUCUACAGAGGAUGCUUCCUAAUAGAGUUCUCAUACAGCUAGCCGCAGUCAGUGUCUUGAAGGGCGUGAUGGAGGUGGAUAUCCCUUAUUAA